AAAGCUGUCAGCUGUGUGAAGGAGGAAGUUCAGGCUGCAUGUUCCUGCUUGUCACCUAUUUCCCCCACUCCCUCAUGUUUCCUGUCUGUCACGUUGUGAUUCAGCAGGGCUUCUUCAAGCUGCCUGCUCAUGUCUAACUUUACUGCAGCCUGCAGUUGGAUUCUCUUUCUCUCCCCUCCUCCUCCUCCUCCCUCCUCCCUCCUCUGCUCCAGAGUUUGAGGGGGUUAAUCAUUUGCCAGCAGCUGUUGCUCACUUCACAGUUCACAAUGACCCUGCCCCUACAGCGCUGAGGCUGGCGGAGAGGCCGUUACACUGCUAGAUGAGCCGGCGACCUUAGAGGAGUUUUUUCUGCCUAGAGCCACUCCAAAGAAGAGAGUGAGGGGAACUGAACUGAAGAAGAUUGUCUACUGACUGAAGUCCAGAUAGUUGUAUGCUUAUUAAAUCCCCGCCAUAACGACCUCCACGCCUUCUCAGGAAUCGCUCGACCAGACGGAUACAGCCAACCUGAGCAGGACUACAUCCCUGUCCCCUUCGCUCCUCGUCUGCCUUCUCAUGUGACUUCAGAGGGGGCAAAGGGCACGGCGAGCACAAACAGCUUGUCAACAGAGAUCACACACACGCGUUAAGAUGCUGCUGAGGAGGAGGCUGCUGCUCGGCCUGUUGUCCGUCUGCUCCCUGCUGUUUUUCUACAUCCUGUGUGUUAACGUGCAGAGGCCUUGGCCCUCGUCCCUGAAGCCUCUCAAACGCCUCACAGUCUUCACUCUGGGAGAGAGCAGAAACUCACAGGACUCCGAGGAGCCUCUUUACAACGACAGAGAGAGCAACAGGGAAAACAACUGGUUGCCCAAUCCCGCCUCCACCAUGACACCUGGAGCCCAACAGACUCCCUCACCCCAAGACACCAAACACAAACCAGCAGGCGACAACAAUGUCCCGGGUGUGUUAAAGUCCGACGAUGGCGCAGGUGAACCAGGUCAACCAGGGUCAACCAGGGUCAGUAUUAAAGGCAGAACAACAGUGCCUCCCUACAUCGGAGACAGCUACAUGACAGAGGACUUCCCACUACAAACACACUGCCCGGAUAGCAUCAGAAGGCGGGUCGCUCAAACUGAAUUUAGGGAGGAGUUUCUGAAAAACGUUCCGGUCCUGCAGUGGGCCCAACACGUCACUCCUGAGAACCACCUUCGCCUGAGCAAGUACCCAGGAUCCCACGGGUGGGGCGAAAUGGAUUACCCGACGCUGGUGGAAACUCUUUCCGUCCUCAACUCUUCUGCUAACUGGCAGAUGUUUGACGACUGGAAGGACCGCAGUAAGAACUCCGAGUGUAUCCGCUGUGCUGUGGUGGGGAACGGGGGGAUCCUGAAUAACUCAAAGAAAGGGGAGGAGAUCGACAGUCACCACUAUGUCUUCAGGACCAACGGGGCCAUCACUAAAGGCUUUGAGCAGGACGUGGGGUCUCGGACCACCCACUACACGUUCUCCACCAACACCCUGAAGAACUCCUACGGGAACUACAGACGUUUUGGUUACACAGGACCCCCCCUGUCUAAGGAAACGCGAUACAUUUUCCUGCCGGAUCAUGAUCGUGAUUACCUCAUGGUGAAGGCCGUAGCGAAACACACUCUCGUGGAGAGAGGGAAAGAGCAGGGGAAAGAUCCGACCAAGUUCUUUGGAGAGGACGUGUCUAUAGAAAAGUUGAAGAUGUAUCACCCUGACUUCAUCCGUUACAUCAGAAACAGAUUCCUCCCUUCUAAUACUCGGAGAAGAAAUUAUCCGAGACUGUACCGUCCAUCCACAGGAGCUGUGAUGCUGCUGGCUGCACUGCACACCUGUGACAAGGUGAGUGCGUACGGCUUCAUGACCCCAGACUACAUCAAGUACUCAGACCACUACUACGACCCAGUCUACUCCCGGGUGCAUUUCUACGCCAACCACGACAUGCAGCUGGAGAAGGUCGUCUGGCAGCAGCUGCAUCAGGCGGGCCUCAUGCGUCUCUUCAUGCGCGAGUGAUUUGAGUGAGCGCAGGUCGACCAGAGAUGACGUCAUCGUCUCUCUUCUGUCUGCACAGGAGAUUUCCAGCAUUCGACCAUGCUGACAGGAAAUCCCAGAGAGGGCCCCGCCCUGCCUGCCCCGCCUCCAGAUGACAGACCAUCGCUCUCUGAACUCAGCAAAACACACGUUUUCUGUUCCUUUUCCUAUGACAGCUGCUGUGUGGGCUGUGCUCAUUAGCAAAAAUAAUUGCAAUCAUCUGAAACUUCAAAUUUGGUACAAAUAUUCAGGGUCCUUCAGAGGAGGAGUACGGAGGACUUUGGUGAUCUGCCGAUUCCUCAUCCUUCCUUGGUUUUAUUUAGUCCUUUGUUUACAGCUUGCAUUGACAUACUGUAUCCUUGCAGAACAAUAUCAUGCGACCCCUGUCAUUGUGAACCUUAUCAGCUGCUACAAACUAAAAUAUGACCUGACCUGUCGUCACAACAAAAGCUGCAGCCGGGUUGACCUCUGACCUCCAAAUCGCCAUAACUGCUGUUUACCGUGAUGCCUUUGUGAGCAAAUCACACAAUCGGUUAAGGGCGGCUUCUCGGUGUUGCAGCGCGCUAUAAAGGGACGAGACUUCAAUUGCCACUUUCUUAAGACAUCCUGUCUCCUCACUCUAAAUAGACGGUCAGAGCGCUGCUGGCAGUGGCCCAAGUCUUACGUCUUCUCUCUCUGUGUUUAUGUGUGUGGGUAUGUUUAAUGGUGAGUGUGACUGUAACGCUCAAUCCAGUGUGUUUAGGGUAAGGGAGUUAACUUAUUUGUUCUUUUUUUUAAGUAUUUUUAAAGCACACAAGUGUACUUUAUUGGGGACAGGUGCCACACUGUGAUGAUUACAACUCUGUGGCUUUCGGUGCCUUUAAAAAAAAAUAAAAAUGUGAAUCAGCGGUUUGGAUGAAUGAUUGUGUGUCUAAGGUGGACAGAGCCGCUCAACAGGAACUCCUCCGAGCUGCGAUGGUGAAAAAAUCAGAGUUCAUCAGGAUUAAAUGUCAAGCCAGAUGUGCCGUCUGUAUGAUCACACAAGUUUUUUUAUGUACAGCCAACAAACUGAAGGUCGAAACCAAAGACACACAACAAAUCAGGGAUCAUGUGUUUAAAAAAAUGUAUGUUUUUGUUUUAUAUAUCGAAGCAGACAGAGUGAUUCAGUCAUCUGUAAUACUGCGUCAUGUAUUUACAAAGUGUACCAGGGGAGCGGGAGACCUUUAAAGUGCAAUUUCUGAAUCUGAUUUUUUUUACAAUCCUGUAUAAAAAUAAUCUGUGAUUUU
Messenger RNA from Labrus bergylta (ballan wrasse), 3293 nucleotides. RefSeq names its product ST6 (alpha-N-acetyl-neuraminyl-2,3-beta-galactosyl-1,3)-N-acetylgalactosaminide alpha-2,6-sialyltransferase (gene st6galnac). The record is from RefSeq and is a predicted model, not a curated record. Lineage: Eukaryota; Metazoa; Chordata; Actinopteri; Labriformes; Labridae. Gene Ontology annotation, molecular function: sialyltransferase activity.